AGGAGUCUCUAAAUUCCUUGAUUCUCGUGUAAAAUGGAAAAUAGACAUGUAAAUAAGAGAUAGCGGGAGUAAAAAUAAAAACUAUGUUAUGGUAGGCCAACCAUAAAGCAAUUACUUGUAUGUUUCAAAAAAAAAAAAAAAAAGGAAAUUCAUAUAGAGAAUUUGUUUUGAAAAGCAGGCCCCAAAUUUCUGAGAAAUUAUUUUGGCACACCUAUGUGAGAGCACAGUUUUCUGUGCUAUUCUCACGUAGGGGCUGCCAAAAUCAAUUAAAUGUGUGUUAAAAUCGAUUUCCAAAUUUCUACUCCUGCAACUGCUCAACUAACACUCCACCCUCGUCUUCUCCGCCCAUUCCAUUCCCUUCCCUUCCCUUUUCUUCAUCACACUCCCCUUCUCCAUUCAUCAUUCACCCCAUUUUCCUGUCUUUCUCUCUCCUCCAAACCUUCCUGCUACCUUCAAUGGCGUCUCUUUCUAAGUUAUCCCUCUCCAAUGCCAAUUCCCCUGCCAUCUCCUUCUCAUCUUCCCUCUCCUCCACCUCCUCCCUCCAAUGGUGUCGUUCCACCGCACUUCCGCCCAAUCCUCGCCGGAAACCCAUGAGAGUCUCCGCCAAAAUCCGCGAGAUCUUCAUGCCUGCACUCAGCUCAACGAUGACAGAAGGGAAGAUCGUAUCGUGGUCGAAAUCGGAGGGUGAUGUUCUUCGUAAGGGCGAAUCGGUUGUUGUUGUCGAGUCCGAUAAAGCGGAUAUGGAUGUCGAGACUUUCUAUGAUGGAAUUCUUGCCGCCAUUGUUGUAGGUGAAGGUGAUAGUGCUCCUGUUGGAGCUCCGAUUGGGAUAUUGGCGGAAUCUGAGGAGGAAAUUGAGGAGGCUAAAGCUAGGGCUUCGCAAUCAGGAUCGAAUUCCGAGGUGAAAGUUGAAGUUCCUGCUUCUCCGGUGACUACUUCGGUGGAUGCCCCGGCGGUUGCUCCGGCGGUUGCGCGGACGGAGGGUGGGAGGAAGGGGGUGGCGACGCCGUUUGCGAAGAAAUUGGCGAAGCAGCAUAAGGUGGAUUUGAAAUCGGUUUCGGGAACCGGACCAUUUGGGAGGAUCACGCCGGAGGAUGUGGAGAAGGCGGCUGGAAUCGUGAAGCCGGCGCCUGCGGUCCCUUCGCCGUCUGCUCCUGCUGCUGUUGCUACCGCGCCUGCGCCAGCUCCUGCGAAAGUUGUUGGUGGCAAUUUUACUGAAAUUGAAGGAUCAUCUGUAGUGCCAUUCACUACAAUGCAGGCGGCUGUGGCGAAGAAUAUGAUGGAGAGUUUGUCAGUGCCUACUUUUCGAGUUGGGUAUCCGAUAGUGACUGAUGCUCUUGACGCUCUGUAUGCCAAGGUUAAGAAGAAGGGUGUGACAAUGAGUGCUUUGCUAGCGAAAGCUACAGCAAUGGCGCUUGUUCAGCACCCUGCGCUAAAUUCUACAUGCAAGGAUGGUAAGAGUUUUUCUUAUAAUAGCAGUAUUAACAUUGCUGUUGCUGUGGCAAUCAAUGGAGGAUUAAUCACACCUGUGCUACAGGAUGCAGACAAGUUGGAUCUUUAUUUGUUGUCCCAAAAAUGGAAAGAACUAGUAGAGAAGGCUCGUUCCAAACAAUUGCAGCCUCAUGAGUAUAAUUCAGGUACUUUCACCUUGUCCAAUUUGGGCAUGUUUGGAGUUGAUAGAUUCGACGCUAUCCUUCCUCCUGGCCAGGGAGCAAUCAUGGCCGUGGGAGCAUCAAAGCCUACUGUUGUUGCUGAUGCUGACGGUUUCUUCUCGGUAAAGAAUAAAAUGCUGGUGAAUGUCACAGCUGAUCACAGAAUCAUCUACGGGGCUGACUUAGCUGCCUUCCUCCAGACCUUUUCAAAUAUCAUCCAAAAUCCAGACAGUUUAACAAUGUAGAUCACAAAAAGAAUAUCGAAAGAUAACAUUACCUUAUUUCCAGCCUUGAGUUUAUGUUGGACAAGAAGCAGAGGAGCUAUUACUUUUAUACAAUACUAGUCAGAACAAUAUGGGAUACAUUAGAAUUCAGUUACACCUUCAGGAUUAGCGCUUUGCUGCUAUGUUUCUAUUAGAAAUAAAUGGAUUUUUUUGGUUUUGAUAGGAUCUUACUGUACUAUCACCAUUUAUUUAUCAAUUUUACAACAUUGUUGUUUCCAAUACUAGACAAGCAGCAUUUGAAGUUGAGGGUUCUUCGUGUUAGGUUUAACUUGUUUCCUUUUCUGAUGAACUCAGUUUUCCUUUAUUCCAAGUAUGUCAUUGAAAUCCAAAUAAUGUGUUCAAAAUUCAGUUUUUUUUUGUAAUAAAGUUCUGUAAUGCUGAUA
Chenopodium quinoa (quinoa) is the source of this 2317-nucleotide messenger RNA. RefSeq names its product dihydrolipoyllysine-residue acetyltransferase component 4 of pyruvate dehydrogenase complex, chloroplastic. The record is from RefSeq and is a predicted model, not a curated record. Gene Ontology annotation, molecular function: dihydrolipoyllysine-residue acetyltransferase activity. The coding region runs from base 456 to 1895 and encodes 479 amino acids. Lineage: Eukaryota; Viridiplantae; Streptophyta; Magnoliopsida; Caryophyllales; Amaranthaceae. Gene Ontology annotation, cellular component: chloroplast thylakoid; chloroplast envelope; pyruvate dehydrogenase complex. Gene Ontology annotation, biological process: pyruvate decarboxylation to acetyl-CoA. The transcript is spliced from 6 exons.